AUGGAGAAGUUGGCAUUUUCCUUGGUGAUCUCGGCAAGGAAGCUUUGGCCAUAUUUUCAAGCUCAUACCAUUAUUAUGCUUACAAACCAACCUUUGAGGCAGAUGCUUAGUAGGCCGAAGCUCUCAAGAAGGAUGUUGAAAUGGGCAAUAGAGCUCACAGCUUUUCAUAUUGAGUGCAGGCCUCAGCCAGCUAUCAAGACCCAGGCGUUGGCAGACUUUAUUGCCGAAGGGAUAGGAUCCCAAGAAGUUACGGAACAAGAUCAGAGGCCAUGGAUAUUGGCUGUAGAUGGGAGCUCGACCUCUUGUGGUGGCGGAGCAGGGCUGAUGAUCAGAAGUCCUGAUGGGCAAGAAUGGCCCUAUGCCUUGAAUUUUGAGUUUCGAGCAUCUAACAAUGAGGCUGACUAUGAGGCCUUGCUAGCAGGAUUGAGAUUAGCUACACAGUUGGGAGUGCAGCGAAUUGAGGUGAGUUCGGACUCCAACUUGGUAGUACAACAAGUGAACGGAGAGUAUGAGGCUCGGGAAAGUCACAUGGCAACAUACUUGGCUAUGGCCAGGGAACUGAUCGCGCGUUUUCAGUCAAUAAAGGUGGAGUAUGUCCCUCGGGCCAUGAAUACGAAAGCAAAUAUGUUGUCCCAGAUUGCUCCUUUCUCUUUUCCUAAGAGCUCCCGACAAAUCCGAAUCGAUUCUUUACCACAGAAGAGCAUCGAAGAGUUCGCCAAUCAGUUAUGUGUGGAGCACGAGCCUAGUUGGGUGGAUCCUUUGUUAUUAUACUUGAAGGAGGAAAAACUUUCCAAGGAUGACUCGGAAGCUCAAAAAGUCAGAAGGAAAGCCAGAAGUUUCUUACUAGUCAACGAGGAACUUUACAAGAGGUCAUUCUCGCAACCAUUGCUCAAGUGCAUCAAGCCUUGCGAAGCAGACUAUAUCUUAAGGGAGAUUCAUGAAGGCAUAUGUGGAAGCCACAUCAGGGCCCGAACCCUCAGCCAGAAAGCUCUUUGGCAGGGGUAUUAUUGGCCAACGAUGGUGAAGGACUUAGAGCAAUUGGUCAGGACCUGCGAUAAAUGCCAACGAACCUCUAACCUGGUUCAUGUACUAGUUGUCACUUUAACUCAUCUGGCUACACCUUGCCCCUUUUCUCAAUGGGGCAUCGACAUCUUGGGUCCUUUCCCCCCGGUAGCUGGACAGGUUAGAUAUAUCAUUGCUGCCAUAGAUUAUUUCACGAAGUGGGUUGAAGCCGAAUUGGUAGCUUCCAUUACUGCUCGACAACCUGCUUACAAUCGGCGUAUUGAAAGAUACUACAAUCGAAGGGUAAAAACUAAGAGUUUUCUUCCCGGAGAUUGGGUAUUGCGGCGAGCGGAUGUUCGAGGGGCCAAAGAAGCGAACAAGUUAACGCCGAAUUGGGAAGGUCCUUUCAAAGUGAUGGAAGCCCUUAGCCCUCAGCCCUCAGCCCUGGCGCUUACAAACUCCAGACCACCAAGGGUGUACCCGUUAAGAACACUUGGAAUGUGCAGAAUUUGA
This is a messenger RNA of Diospyros lotus (date-plum), 1515 nucleotides long. RefSeq lists its product as uncharacterized. The transcript has a single exon. Lineage: Eukaryota; Viridiplantae; Streptophyta; Magnoliopsida; Ericales; Ebenaceae. Gene Ontology annotation, molecular function: nucleic acid binding; RNA-DNA hybrid ribonuclease activity. The coding region runs from base 1 to 1515 and encodes 504 amino acids. The record is from RefSeq and is a predicted model, not a curated record.